AUGGCUACUUUUGCAAUGGCUAUUGUGCGAAAAUUGUUCGUAAAGAAACAAACUGUAGAAUGUGUAUCCUCUGCUCUUGACUCACCACGAAUUAAAUUGGGCACUUUGGUGGAUGAGAGACGAAUGGCUGAGAAUUACGAUCGGAACAAAUGCAACGGGUCAACAGUUCUCCAUGCAGUGACAACACAAAAUGAAGGAGAAACUCAGAAGUUGUGCACGACAGAACAAAAGCAGACGCUGCGCGUGCCUGUCCUUUGCCUGCCUGCUUGCUCUCGCAUACGUGACACGUUGUUAGGAGAUGACUCCGCUUUUAUCGUGUUGGAAUACAUUGUAAAUGGAUACCUACGAUAUCGGAUCAAAACGGAUCAAAACGACGUGAAGCUCGAUGCAGCUCGCAUAAGCGGCUGCGCUCGAAGCGAUAGCGUGAAGCGUGGCGGCUCUGAAGAAGGCGACGAUGCCGAAACGUUAGCCAGGCAAAAGAUCAAUAACAAUCUUGGUUCUGCUUAA
This is a messenger RNA of Necator americanus (New World hookworm), 507 nucleotides long. RefSeq lists its product as uncharacterized. The record is from RefSeq and is a predicted model, not a curated record. The transcript is spliced from 6 exons. The coding region runs from base 1 to 507 and encodes 168 amino acids. Lineage: Eukaryota; Metazoa; Nematoda; Chromadorea; Rhabditida; Ancylostomatidae.